AUGGACUCCGCGGCGGCGCAAAACCUCGCGGUUCGCAACCUCUACGCCAAAAUCGAAAAGGUCGGUGAAGGAACGUACGCCUCGGUCUUCCUCGCACGCAACAUCAAGACCAACCAAAAGGUCGCCAUCAAGAAGAUCAAGAUCGUCUCCAACGAGAAUGGCAUGGACGUGACCGCCAUCCGCGAGGUCAAAUUCCUCAAAGAGCUAGAUCAUCCGAACGUGAUCAAGAUGGUGGAUGUCUUCUCCUCGGGCUCCGCCUCUCCGUCACUCAACCUGGUGCUCGAGUUCCUCGAUACGAACCUGGAAGCGCUCAUCAAGGACAAGACGCUCAUCUUUACGCAAGCCGACAUCAAGGGCUGGAUGGCGAUGCUCUGUCGUGGCAUGGAAUACUGUCACCGUCACUGGGUGCUGCAUCGCGAUCUCAAGCCGAACAACUUGCUCAUCUCGCCGUCGGGUGAGUUGAAGAUUGCCGAUUUCGGUCUUGCCCGUGAACACGGCGAUCCAGGGGCGCGGAUGACGCAUCAGGUGGUGACCCGGUGGUACCGUCCACCGGAGCUGCUGCUAGGCUCCCGCGCCUACUCUUCAGGGGUGGACAUGUGGAGCGUAGGAUGCAUCUUCGCCGAGCUCAUGCUGCGCGUACCCUACCUGCCAGGCGAGUCUGACGCCGAACAGCUCAAUACGAUCUUCAAAGCCCUAGGCACACCGAGCGAGAAGGACUGGCCAUGCCACAAGAGUCUGCCGGACUACAAGGCGUUCGAGCAACACCCGAAGAGCAACCUCGCCGACCUCUUUCUCGCAGCAAGCCCGGAAGCACUGGACUUCUUGCAACGCACCCUCCUAUUCGAUCCACUCAAGAGGCUCAGCGCCAAUCAAGCCUUGCACCAUCAGUACUUCAAGCAGAGCCCACCACCGACAUCGUUCAAGCAGCUUCCGAGGCAUCCGACAAAGGCGUUGGAUCCAGACGACCCGGCAUCGCAUCCGCUGCUCUCGGAUAGCAAGGAGAAGAACGAGGCGCGCGAGAAGCAGCAAGUUCGCGGGAAUGGUGGGAAUAAGCGACCGCUUGACGCGAAGGAGAUCGAGGAGAGGAAAAGGUUGGCAAGGAAGCUGGCGUUCGAGUAA
Kalmanozyma brasiliensis GHG001 is the source of this 1119-nucleotide messenger RNA. Its product is annotated as Protein kinase domain protein. Gene Ontology annotation, molecular function: RNA polymerase II CTD heptapeptide repeat kinase activity; cyclin-dependent protein serine/threonine kinase activity; ATP binding. The transcript has a single exon. Gene Ontology annotation, biological process: positive regulation of transcription by RNA polymerase II; protein phosphorylation. Lineage: Eukaryota; Fungi; Basidiomycota; Ustilaginomycetes; Ustilaginales. Gene Ontology annotation, cellular component: nucleus; transcription factor TFIIK complex; cytoplasm. The coding region runs from base 1 to 1119 and encodes 372 amino acids. The record is from RefSeq and is a predicted model, not a curated record.